Molecule: messenger RNA, 1233 nt
Organism: Miscanthus lutarioriparius
Lineage: Eukaryota; Viridiplantae; Streptophyta; Magnoliopsida; Poales; Poaceae
Source: the annotation of a GenBank genome assembly
AUGCCGACCGCCUACAGCCUCCGCGCGCCGCCCUCCGCCGCCCCCGCCGCAGCUGCCGUUUGCCCCGGCGGGUGGAGGGGCCGCCCGCCGGAGGAGGGUUGUCGGGGUGGCGGCCGCGUCCGCGUCGCCCUUCGACGAGCUGCACGCGCGGGGGAGGCCCGUACAUGGACCCUCCAAGAAGGGGGAGGGGGUUCUGUAAGAGUGUACACUGUGAAGCAAUGGAGGUUUAGCUGCAUCUGCAUGGACAUAACUUUAGGCUCGAAAUCCAGGCUCUGGAACUUGAUCCAGGAUAUAGAGCCCCUGGACCUAAGUGUCAUUCAGAAAGAUGUUGCUCCUGAAACAGUUGAUGCAAUGAAGAGGACUAUUUCUGGCAUGUUGGGUCUGCUUCCAUCUGAUCAGUUUCGUGUCGUUGUAGAAGCCCUUUGGAAUCCCUUCUUCAAGUUAUUGGUAUCUUCAAUUAUGACUGGGUAUACUCUGCGAAAUGCUGAAUACAGGCUUUCUUUUGAAAGAAAUCUAGAACUGUCUGAAGAAGUUGCAGAAUGCCCAAAAAGUGAUGUCACUGAAGAUAAUCAUCAUAACAUCAAUUUGGGUAGACCUGUCACUAUUUUUAGAUUAUCAGAAGACAUGCCCCAGGACCCUGGAAAAACUGAUGAAGAAUCAUCAUAUGAAAAUAUGGGAGAAGAGCUCGGCGACUUAACACCACAGGCAGAAGAGUACAUUAUUCAGAUGCAAUCUCGUUUGGAUGCCAUGAAAAAGGAGUUACAUGAUCUCAGGAGAAAGAAUUCUGCCCUACAGAUGCAACAGUUUGUUGGGGAGGAAAAAAAUGACUUGCUGGACUAUUUGAGGUCACUAACACCAGAGAAGGUUGCUGAACUAUCAGAGUCUACAUGUCCCGGCGUGCAAGAAGCAAUUCAUUCUGUGGUUCAUGGUCUGCUUGCCACUCUUUCUCCCAAGAUACACUCGAAGGCCCCUCCACUGCUAGAUAACACUUCUGGGGGUGUCCUAAACCUUGGGGGCGAGGAUGAUGACCGUGCAGAACUUGUUGAGAAUGCUUCCCUCCCAUUUCAGCCCCUAAUAUCUGUUCCCCGUGAUUAUCUUGCACGUUUGUUGUUCUGGUGCAUGCUGCUGGGUCACUACAUCCGGGGUUUGGAGUACCGGUUAGAGCUUGCUCAGCUUCUGCGAAUAUCCUGCGACGUGGGUUCUUUCUCUGGUGGCGAUGAUCAUGUUGCUUGA